Molecule: messenger RNA, 1092 nt
Organism: Miscanthus lutarioriparius
Lineage: Eukaryota; Viridiplantae; Streptophyta; Magnoliopsida; Poales; Poaceae
Source: the annotation of a GenBank genome assembly
AUGAUAGUAGCUGCUGCCCCUGCGCCUCCAGUUCCAGCACCACCAGGCAAACCGCCCUUUCCUAUCCUCUCCUCCUCCCUCCGCCGCGGCUCCUCCAGCUGGUGGUUCUCCAACGGCAACGCCCAUGGAAGAGACAGCACCACGAGCAGCAGGGCGACGGGGAGGAGGUGGUGGUCCGACCCCGACGGCAGCCAAGAAGACUACGGUUCCUCUUCUGUAGAGGACGAUUACGAUUACGAUUACGAGGAUGAGGCUGCGUUCCCCGGAUUUGGAGGUGCCGGGGAGCUGUUCGACGAGCCCUGGUUCUCCAAGGUAUUUAAGACGUACGGAUUCCUGCUACCGGUGAUGCUUGUGUCCAUGUUUGCUGCAACGGGGACAAAGGCCUUUCUAAUGGCCAUGGUGUUCCCGCUCGGUCAGUCGGCCAUAUCAUUUCUGCUUGAGGCUGUAUGGGGAAGGAGAAAAGGCAACCGCGACGACAGGCGGUGGAGGAGACCAGUCCAAGAGGAAGAAGAGGAAGAUUACCCUGAGGACGCCACUGACUUUGCAACAGGUGGUCGAGGCAAUGGAUACGGCGGCGGCAGCAGCAACUAUUAUGAGGGGAGGAGAGGGUGGCGCAGCUACCAGUCAAGGGUUUCUAACGAUUUUGCUGAUGCUGCCUCAACUGCUGUUGGAGCUGAUGAUAACACCAAGAGCAGCAGCAGUGGAGAUGACUGGGGACGCAACAAAAGCGGUGGUGGAUAUGGAGGAUGGGAUGAGCUUCUGGACAACAACACUGCUGCUGCCCAGGAGGCAAAGAGGAGCAGCAACUCAUUCUCAGCUGGCAACACUGAUUACAGCACGAAAUCGCGGCCUUCAGCAACUGGGGAGGAAGAUGCGGAUUAUACUGCCGCUGCUGGUGGUGGCGGAAGAGUGGAGCAGGGGAGUAGGAGCUCCUCCAGAAAGAAUGAGAAUGAGACGACGGCGGAUGCCAAGAACGAUGGGGCUGGGCACUACCAGGUACAAGCAGGCGCCACUCUUGAUGCGCUUGUUGGUGGCAGUCUUCCCGUUCAUGGGAUCAUGGUUCAGGUUGUAGCAUUGGUAAUGCAAAUGUAA